AUGGAUCUGCCCAAGGGCUUCGUUGAAGACGACAAGCGCAUCUAUGGAAAGGUGGCCAACCUUAAUCAUCUGUCUCUCGACGUCAUCAGACAGUUUUGGCAGGUGUAUACCACAACAAAUAAGCAGCUCUACGAUCCGACUGCGCGCCGACUCGAGAACUUUUGGUGGCAUGUCUGGGGCAGCGACAGGCGCCAUCUCAAGGCUGAAGUUCUUGCCGACAUAUGGCAGCAAAUCUCCUCUGGCCCAACCUUCGUGCCACUAAAAGGGUCUCCCAACCGUUACGAGCCCCCAAUCGAUGAACCUAAAACGGUGGUGCCUAUGAAGAGUUCCCAGUCAACAAAUUUGCUGCUCAACGUGCCUUCUAACCCGCCAUCUGACCUGCAAGACGUUCUAGCAGACGCUCUGCCGCCCCAUGUUCCGGAGCCCAGCCGAAACGGCGAACCGGCAUCUGUCAAAGAACUCUCGGCGUCCUCUUCACGGCCUCCACCACCUCACCCUAUUUUGAAGAAAUCCAGAGGUGAUUCAAAGUCCGGCCCCCGCCCAACAGCUCGUUUCGUUUCACCGCCUAGCUCCGAUGAGGACGAGUGCAAGUCAAGUGAAGAGGUCUCCUCUGGCAGCACCGCCACGAGCGGGCUAGACAUGCGAGCCUCCUCGGACGCUGCGGCAUCGUCGGGAAAAACUAGUAGAAAGAAGGCUGCUGCGCCAACAAAGAGAUUCGUUGCUUCAUCCACAGCUUCGAAGCGAAGGCCUUUGCUGGCUCGAAGACAAAGCUCUCAAUCAUCCGCAGGAAGCUCAGAGCCUCAUCCAAAGGCGGGGUCGUCUGCAGGCUCUCGCUUUUCCGGGAGUCAGCAGGGCAGUGUGACAUCGAAUCCGGAUCGGGCAUCCGCUCAGACAACCCCAGACUCUCACCCCAACGACACCAUGUUGAGUGCCAAAGCAUUCGGUAAGAAGCCGGCCGUGCAACCAAACCCAGCGGUUACAGUAGCGAACCAGAAUCACCGACAUCAUCAAGCACAAUCGCCUGCCGAACAGCCUUUGCCUAAACCGACACAGGCGCUGCCCGGCGGGCCACGGUCGCGAAUACCGGUUGAUUCUUACGGUAGCCCACGGAAAGACGGGUUCUCGGCGUUUCACAGCGGGCAGACGAGCGUUUAUCGAGGCCCUACGUCUGCGCCGAGGUCAAGCACGCCAGCAUUUACAAAUGAGCACAGAGGCCCUAUGUCACCAAGCAUGGAGCGGUCGUCGUCAAACACGGAACGCCACCGCCCCCGUCAAACUAGUAUUGGCCGUACUGCGUCAUAUGGGCUGCUCUCAAAUGCUACGGCAGUCACGUCGAACAUCGCCGCAAACGGACAGCUCUCGAGAAUCGCAGACGAACCGGACAUUGUUGCUCUCCAAGCCAUUGGAGCCCUCAACCACGACAUCAGCAGGCCCUAUCUGGCGAGGAACCCUUCUACCACCUCUCUACUGAUGCCUACCAUACCGAGUUCGGCCCCGUCAGUACCGCUGGCCCGAUCGAGAAGCCAGUUGACUCUUCUGUUGGAACGCGAGAAAGCACGAUCUGACGACAAGGGGCGCGCGAAGCCCAGAUCAAAGUCAUAA
Molecule: messenger RNA, 1602 nt
Organism: Verticillium dahliae VdLs.17
Lineage: Eukaryota; Fungi; Ascomycota; Sordariomycetes; Glomerellales; Plectosphaerellaceae
Exons: 3
Coding region: 1-1602 (533 amino acids)
Source: RefSeq, a predicted model, not a curated record